AUGUAUCUACCUCCCCUCCUCACCGUCGCCGUGACCAUCAUGCUCUCAACAACAUCCGCCCUCGAAACCCGCGAGAUCCUCGCACCCCGCAACUGGGACCUCCGCCUCCUCGGACCGGGGUGUAACCCCAACGCGUCGAACAUCGACAUCUCGGUUUUCCACCGGUCGGGGCUCUACGGGCGAGACUGCGAGGCUCUCGAUACGAGUGUCUACAAUACGACGAGUGUGAAGAGUGUUUCGUGGAAGAGCCCGAGCCCCGGGGCGAAUCGGUAUGAUUUGUGUAUGUAUAAUGAUGCGGAGUGUGGGAGUGAUAACCCCGAUGUUAUUCGCGGUGGGUGGAAUGUUUGUUAUCCGUUUACUGGGUGGGUGGGGUUUAGGGUUGUUCCAGGGGGUGAGGAGUGUUGA
Messenger RNA from Aspergillus lentulus, 405 nucleotides. RefSeq lists its product as uncharacterized. The record is from RefSeq and is a predicted model, not a curated record. NCBI's taxonomy places the organism in Eukaryota, Fungi, Ascomycota, Eurotiomycetes, Eurotiales, Aspergillaceae.